UGGUCUCCACCACCACGGCAGGAUUGGCGGGACUGCUGGCACAUUAAGCGACCUGCAGGCCAGGCUGAAACCUACAGACCCAGUUUUUGGAAUUCUGUCACAACUUUUAUUACAGCUUAAGCUAUACAACGUUGCUGCUGGCAGUGUGGUGAUAUCCAGGACUGGUCAUCCCGAGGGGUUAGAAGAGCAGGUCUCACUCUGAAUCUAUCCUUCUAAAGAGCUGCAUGGCCACGUACCAGUUUGCAGACACCAAGCAGGAUCUACCAGACUUCUCCAGAGGGGUCAUGGAGGAAACUGAGGUGUGUUCUGUACCUGGUGGAGUUGCUAGCAUUCGCAAACAGUUUGAGAAAAAUGAAACUUCCUCUUCAAACACUGUUACUCAAUUCAACUCCACACACAGACCUGUGCAGGUCUCACAUCAGGAAAUGGAUAGCACUGCUGAGAAUCACUAUGGGGAAGAUGAAGAAUACUACCCAAAACUAUCAGCCAAGGAACUGGCACGGCAGUUUGAGAAAACGAUUGAAGAAGCGGCUCCAUAUAAGAAAAUCAAGACUGAACACUACAACCACCAUUCUCAGCAGACUUCACACGUAAAUGUUUCCGAUCAGACUUUUAAUGGUGAGCUACCUGGAUUAUCAAAAGAUACAGUAGAUUCUGCAACAGCCGAAGCAGAGGAUUUAGAAUUUAUCGAUGAUAUUAGUGAUGACUUCUUGGAUGAUUUACCUCCACCACCUCCUGACUUACUCGAGGACCUCCCUGAGGACCCAGAUUUCCCAGAGCCCACCGAACCAACAAACUUUAAAAAGCAAUUCCUCACCAAAGAUCAACACCUAAAACAGAAAGAACUGCUGGAACUGAAGCGUCUGUGCAAGCACUUUCAUCCUGAUGUCAGAAAAGACCUGGAGAGAGAUUUUUAUAAUGAGGUAGAUUAUACAGAUCAUGAGGAGCUGGUGGGUGAGGUGCAGAAUGCUACAUACCAGUUUGAGCACAGUGAAAACAGCACUACCAAAAGCCUGGAAGCAGAAUAUCUGGAAUGGGAUGAGAUCCUGAGAGGUGAGGUUCAGUCCAUGUGCUGGAUGUUUGAGAAUAAACCUCUUGAUUGCAUUAAGAACUCUUCCGAUGAAGAUGAGGGCAGCAAAAUGAGAUCUUAUGAAGAACUCUUAGCUGGCGGUGAUGUGAAAAAUACUGCUUUGCUGUUUGAGACUCAACCCAUAGAUACUUUAAGGCAAGGUUCUGCAAAAAAAGAUCCUUACAACAAAAUAAGUAAAAAAGAUGUUCGUGCAGCAGCCUGGUUGUUUGAAUCACAGCCAAUGGACUCUCUGCAUAAGAUGUAUGAUGACACUGAGCAAAGCAAAGAGGUUGUGUUCACACAGGAAGCAGCCCGGGGCAAUUUGAGAUGUAUGCAGCAUGUGUUUGAAAACCAGCAAAUUGAUUCACUGGGUGAUACUGAAACCAUGGAUGAAAAUCACCUUCUAAGUCUGAAAUCUGUCAUAGAAGAGAUCAAAGAUGAUGUAAAAGUAACGGUCUGGAUGUUUGAGACCCAGUGCAUGUGUGUUUUAAGGGAGCACUCAGGUCAAGUAGUGGAAAUUACCAGCAUUCGCAGAGAAGAAACCGAGAAAGGCGGUGUCAAAACGUCUCGGUGGCUUUUUGAGACACAGCCUCUUGACAUAAUUAAUAAAGAUCCUUCAGAGGUUCGACUGAUCUCCAGUGUUUCACUGGAGGACAGUCCUCAAGAUGAUUUAAAAAGGGGACGAUGGUUGUUCGAGACAAAAAAUCUAAGCUCCUCAAAAGAGGAGUGGCAAACAAUACUUAUGCAGCAGAAAGAGGUGAUCAUCAGGGCAGAUGUUCGUAAACAAUGCACAAUGUUUGAGACUCAGCCUAUGGAUAAGCUAAAAGAUGAUUCCAACUCCAGACCCAUCACUACUGAGAUUAUUGGUGGUGAUGUACGAUCUGUAAGACAUCUGUUUGAAACACCCGCCUUGAACACAAUAAAAGAACUACCAGAAGUGGGGAAGCUGAAGAAAAAGUUGCCCCCAGAGGAAAAGAUGUGGGAUUUAAGACACCAAAAUUGGGUGCUUGAAAAGCAGCCUUCAGACAGCAUCCACAAUGAGGAGGAGGAACCUGUAAAGCUAAAUAAAAUAGUGGCUUCCGAUGAAGAAAGGGGUGAUGUGAGACACCAGAAAUGGCAAUUUGAAAACCAAAAACUCGAGGAUAUCCAAGAGGAAAAGAAAGAAGUGAUUAAACUGAUCAAUACUGAACAAACAAAUGAAGAGUGUUACAAAGGUGAUGUGAAGAAGAGUUGCUGGGUAUUUGAGACUCAGUCCAUGGACACUUUGAAAGAUCAUUCAAAUGACAUACCAGUGAACAAUGAGGAAAUGAUCAAAGGGGAUGUUCAAAGUGCCAGGCAAUUUUUUGAAACACCUCCACAAGAUGAGUUACGGGAACUUGGAGAGGUUGGAAAACUCAAAAAAAGGAUCACAAAUGAGGAAGAAACGGGGGAUGUCCGACACCAGAAGUGGGUGUUUGAAAGCCAGCCACUGGAACAGAUCAGAGACGAGAAAAAGGAAAUAAGUAGAACAGUGAUUGUAGAUGAAAAUGAGAAAGUGGAUGUUGCAAAUUACAAGCAAAUCUUUGAAACCUAUGAUUUGAGUAGAUAUAAUGAAAAUCAAAAGAUUCAAGUUGAAGGUGUGACUGUAGGCUCGGUUAAAUCCAACAAAGAUCUUUUUGAAUCUACACCAAUGUAUGCAAUGCAGGAUAGUUUGGGCCACUACCAUGAAGUGAAAACCGUGCUGCGUGAAGAGAUCGUGAAAGGAAAUGUUAAAAGCUGCAAGUGGAUGUUUGAAACCCGUCCUAUUGACCAGAUGGAUGAAAGCGUAAGCCGAUUGCAAGUGAUUAAAGGCAUCACACAGCAAGAGGUUGAAUCAGGUGAUGUUAAAACAGCCAAAUGGCUUUUUGAGACACAGCCUCUUGAUUCCAUCAAAUACUUCAGCAAUAUUGAAGAUGAAGAGUGUGUUAUUAAAGAGGCGACUGAAAUUGUCAAAGGUAAUGUUAAGACCUGCAAGUGGCUGUUCGAGACUAAACCAAUGGAUGUCUUGUAUGAAAAGGUUGAGCUCAAGAGUGAAAAUGAAUCUAACGAGGUUCAGAAAGGUAAUGUAAAAACUUGCACCUGGCUCUUUGAAACUCAGGCCCUCGACACCAUCAGAGAUGAAUCAGAGAAUGUACUGCAGACAUGCACCGUAAAACAAGAGGACAUUCAGGGGAAAGAUGUACGCAUGGCUCGUUUCCUCUUCGAGACAGAGAACAUUGAGAACAUUACCGGGGAAGAUGGAUGCACUAUUAAGCAAGUGACUGAGAUUGAUAUUCAGUCUGGUGAUGUAUCACGAAUGAAAUAUAGAUUUGAUACCCAAUCGGCCGAUGUCAUGACCUCAACCUCAGAGGAAUUCAUGCAUCAACUAAGAACUGCCCAGGCUGAGGACAUUCAGAAGGGAAAUGUGGGCAACUGCAAGUGGCGCUUUGAAAACCAACCCAUAGAUGCAAUUCAUGAAGACCCGAAUGAAUUGAAGGAGAUUCGCACUUUGACUGAUGUUCAGGGAGGUGAUGUUGAUAAGGGCCGUUUAAUUUUCGAGACCUAUUCAUUAGAUAAAAUUCAGGAGGUCUCCGCCGACUCGGAGACAAAAAAUCUGCAGAAAGUCGUUUUUGAAGAUGACGAGAAAGGAGACGUUAAAAACUACGCCAUGAUGUUUGAAACUCAGCCACUUUAUGCCAUCCAGGACAAAGAGGGGCAUUACCAUGAAGUUACCACACUCACUAAAGAAGAAAUACUGAAAGGGGAUGUAGUGGGUGCUCGAUGGUUAUUUGAAACAAAACCUAUUGAUUCAAUCAGGGAUGAUGAUGAAGUGUAUGUCAUAAAAUCUGUUACUGAGGAGGAUAUUCAGAAAGGUGAUGUCACCUCAGCUAGGUGGAAAUUUGAAACCCAACCCCUUGACAAGAUUACUGACGACAAAGAAAUAGUUGUUAAAACUGUGGAAGACAUCAAAGGGGGCGAUGUCAAGGCAAACAAAUUACAUUUUGAAUCUGAGCUGCCGUCCCAAAAGUUAGUCCGAACUGUUAGCAUGACUGAGAUUCAUAAAGGGGAUGUUAGGGCAGCUCGGUGGAUGUUUGAGACAAGCACUAUUGAUCAGAUCCAUAAUAAAAACUUAGAAGACAAAAUGGAGACGGUUGUUUUGCAAGAACACGUCAAAGGAGACGUAAAAGAGUCUGUGUGGCUUUUUGAGAAGAAUCCACUUGAUAGCAUUAAAGAGAACAAGGAGAGUAAGCCACUCAUCCGUGAAGAGAUUCCCAAGGGAGAUGUGAAAACAACAACUUGGCUUUUUGAAACUACUCCAUUUCCUGCCUUCAAUGAGAGCAAUGUAGUAAAGACUGAAAUUAUUGGGAAAAAUAUAAAAGAAACCCUUGAUGAGCUGUACAGUCACAAAAUGGUAGAAUCCAAGGGGAUAAUAUUAGAGACUGAUGAGAUUGGGGAUGUACGCAUGGCUAAGUAUAAUCUGAUGAAUAAAGAGGCUCCACAGAUUCAAAAAGAAGAAAUCAUUAAAGGAGAUUUGCAGAACAUUAUGAUGAACCUCCUUUAUAGACAAGAGACAAAUGAGAAAAGCAUUGUUAUAGAUGAACAUGAAAAAGGCAAUAUUGUUAAUACGGUGCAACAGUUGUUUAACCAAAAGACUGACACCAAUGUAGAAAAAGAAGAGAUUAUCCGAGGGGAUAUUCAAGAAGCUGUAAACAACUUGCUGAAAGAGGAAAAUACAGGCAAACGUGGUAUUCUUAUUCAGGAGGAUGAGAAGGGAGAUGUCUGCAUGACCAUUUAUUCUCUUUUUAAUAAACAUAAUGAUGCCCUAAUUGAAAAGGAAGAGGUGGUCAAAGGCGAUAUUAAAAGCUGUCUGGAAAAACUUAACAACCCGGACACAGAACAGUUUGUGAAAAUUCAGGUGGAUGAAACAGAGAAAGGACAGGUGAAUUUUUAUUCCACCUGUAUUGAGUCAGGAUCUCUGGACUACCUGAAACAGCUCCAGCAAGAGCCAGAUGAGACAGAAACAAGCAAACAAGAAAAGGAGGAAAUCGUUGGUGGUGAUAUCGAAGGGACAAAACUAAGCCUCAUGCAUAAUCAAGCCAAAAUCUGUCGUCUGGUAAACACUGAAGAAAUUGUACCUGGAGAUGUACAUAAUACGGUCAAGGUGUUCUUGACAGAACCUCCUGUCUCAUUUGAGAAUCUUCAGAAAGAAGAGAUAGUAGGAGGUGAUUUAAGGGCCACUCUGAACUCACUGACACAGUGCAUAAAUCAGCCAGACAUUCUGGAGAAAGAGGAGAUUAUAAAAGGUGACAUAUCCACCGCUCUCAAAUCUCUUCAGGAAGCCCAGAAUCAACCUAAAGAAGUUGAGAAGCCUGAAAUAAUUCCUGGCAACAUUAAAGGAGCACUAAAAUCUCUAGAAGACUCAGUUGCAACAAAAGUUGAGAUCCUUACUGAAGAUGUAGUCCCAGGUGACAUAAAAGGUGCAUUACAAUCUUUGGAGGAAGCCAAACAGACAGUGAGAGUGGUGGAGAAAGAUGAAAUUGUGAAAGGCGACGUUAAUUCAGCCUUGCAGAGUCUACAAGAGGCCUCUACUGACCGAAAGAUUUGCCAGCAAGAGAUAGAAGUCCAAGGAGAUGUGAAAGGAACAAUUCAGCUCCUACUGGAACCUCCUCCUUCUUCCCCCAGAAUGCAGCGCAGGGCAAGUACAGAGGGCGAUGUGAAACAUUCAAUAAAAUCACUGUAUGAGACACAAGAACAUGAGCAGUCCGAAAAAGAAGAGGUAAUAAAAGGAGAUGUCAAAGGCACAAUAAAAUGCUUGUUAGAAACAGCACAACGAGCAAGUCCAAAGAUUCCCAGGAGAGAACCGAUUAGAAAGGUUAAGACUCCCAAAGUUAAAGUGCAAUCUCCUACUCAACAAGAGGUCCAGUCACAAAAAUCUGCCACGGCAGUAAAGAAGGUUACCAACAAUAGUGAGUCACAGAAGAAUGUACAAGAACUUGUAAGCACUAAAACAAUGCAAGAGAAGAAAACUCAUGUGACUAAAAAGAAAGCAAACACACAAGCAUCCAAGACCACCACAGUGGAACACAAAACGAUAUAUCAGACCCAUGAGGUUAAGACAAUAAAGACUGAAUUCCGCAAUCUUAAAGGUGGUCGUAAAGGCUUGAUCAGGUUAGAUAAAACCAAAGACAAAAAGCAAGAGGUCGAUUUACCACCCCCACCAAGUAUGCCUGUUUUACCUGAACCUGACUUUCCAUUACCCCCCUCUCCUUCUCCAGAUUUUGAAAGUCUUCCUUUUCCUUUGCCCCCUCCUGUUACUAGGGCUGAUAAUGACCUACCUCCCCCACCUAGUCCUCCUCCACCUCUCAGUGAACCGGAAAAAUCCAGCAUUGAUCAUUUACCUCCUCCACCUACUCCUCCACCUCCACCUGCAAUGGAACAAGAAUUCCUUCCUCCUCCUCCAUCUCAGCAAGAGCUAGACCUCAUUCCUAUUAUUACACCAGUAAAGCCUACCAAGCUAACAGUAAAGCCAGUCAAAGCUCCGGCUCUGUGUAAAGUGCCAAAGCUGAAACCAGUCAUACAACUUAAUAAUACUGAUAUUAAGGCCCAAACAGAUUCUCAAGGGCCCAUAAACACUGAAAUACUUACAAAUAUCAGCUCAACACAGUCACAGAGUAUUUCAUCAGUCUCUUCUAGUCUGAUCUCAUCUGAGAUCCAGUCAUCCAUUAUAACGGAGCCACCUGGGUCUCCAUAUCAGACAAAGAAAAUUGUCGUUUACAUGGGUCUCACCCCGCCGGCAUCACCACCCCCACCAAGCCAAUCAGCCAUAAGCAAAGGUAAAAACGCAUUAAUAAAAUCUGACCAGAAGUCCAAAGAGGAGAAAAAAGAAAUCCAAGCACCACCCAGCUCCCCAGGCUUUGAAAUUCACAAGCAUGAGUUAAUCAGCCCAGCCCUCCUCAGCUUUUCCUUAGAAUGUACAAGCUCAGCACAGUCUGAAGAAAGUGCCUCAGAUAUCACCCAAAUUAAAACCAAAAAAAAGACGACCAAAGUCACAUCACACACAGAGUCGUCUAAUUCAUCUAAGACUGACACUCUGUCAGAUGUUCCAGAAAGCAAGACAUUAAUCUCUACCAAAAAUAGAAAAUCUCCUGUUGACAUUUCCUCAGAUAAACAGCACAUCAUUACUAAUCAGACACCUUCCAUUCAGCAGCAGGCCACACCUACCACUUCAAAAAAGAAGAAAAAAUACAGAUCCAUGACAACUAAUAUCCAACAAAUAACCUCUACCUCUGUUACCGAGUCAGAGAUAAUCAUUAGCAAGGGCGAACAGGCAUCUACCAGUGUUCCAAUAACUGGAACAAAAGAUCAUCCAGCUAUCUUUACCAGCGAGUCACUGAGUAGUGAGAUAAAAGCUGACAAUGAAGAAAUUAUAAAUACUCAAUUGACAGACAAAUCCGAAAAUGAGAAAGGUAAGAAAACCUUUGUCUUUGCAGCAAAAGGUCACGGAAAAGCUUCUCCUGAUCAGGUCAACCAGACAAAGAUAAAUACAGACAGCAAAGCUAUGGAAGCCGAGCAAAAGGUUCAGAAGACAAAAAAAGGUCGCAAGAAAGAUGAAGGUACAGAAAAAAUGGCAGAAGAUAAAUCUCAGAGUGUGACGCUGACAGAGGAAAGUGCCCGGGUUAAAGAUCUCACUGAAAGAAAAGUCACAGUGACAGAGAAUAAAGCAGAAAAACAGGUCACACAGAAGCAAGCAGAGGAAGGUCCGGUCCUGUCAAAGAAAAAGAGGAGGGCUAAACCCAAGAAAGACAAAGAAAUAACUCAACAAACACAAAGUAAUACCACCGUACCUCAGCCUGCUCUGUCCUUAGAGGACAAACACUCAGUCUCAACACCUAAUCAGAAACAAGAAGAAAUCAAAGUGGUGCAGACACAGAAAACCAUUCAAGGAGAAAACAGUGAGUUCCACAAAGAGAUCACAUUCACAGAGAGUAAAGUUCAGCAGCAUCUUCAGCAACAGGCCAUCACUGUAAAGUCUCAAAAACAGACCAAAACCUCUCAGAAAAAGAAAGAGCAAGUUGACAGCCAAAAGAUUACAGGCAAACCUGAAGAUGAAAGCCGAAAUGUGACAGAGGAGCUGACACGACAGGGGCCUUUGAAAACCAUUACAGAGAGCAUGACGGCAUUGGAAAAAUGUGCCACAGCUCAGAAGUUGCUGUCUCAUGUCACAGAGUUACAGGAAACUACAGGAAAAAUUGACUCCAAAAGUGUAAAGACCUUGCUUAAUGAAAUCCCAGAAUGGCUCAUUGGUCCAGAGGAUAAGAAUAGUUUGGUAAUAUUGGAAGAUGAAAACAACACGCAGAAACUCAAAGAAAUUGUUGCUCAUGUACAUAAUCUUGUUCAAGAGAAACUGAUGGAUGUUGAAAGUAAUAUUGCAGCUAUUGAAAAACAUGAAUGCGAGGCUACCUCUGAAAAAAGUGAUUUGGGCAGAGCUACACAAAGAAUCGCGAGGAUUACUAUUGAUUCAAAAAAGGUUGAAACUCAAAAGAAAGAAGUAGACGAGAAAAAAGGGGCCCAUGAAAGUCAAAAGUUGGAAGAGAAGAACAAUAAAUCUUUGGACAUCAGAUCAAGGUCAUCUUCACCCACAUUUAUUACUAUCGAAUCCACAAGAAGAACUGACUCACCACAAAGAGUAGCACCAUCACCUCCACCAAUGCCACCUACUCCUCCACCACGCAGGUCUGAAACACCCACGUCUCGUUUAACUAGAGCCUCUCCGUCACCCACUCGGGGCAGGGCCGACAGUCUGACAAGGCUUAGAGAAGUGACAGCCCGACUCUCUCGUGGACCCUCACCUGAUCCUGGGCCUCAUCCUGUACCAGUUACUGGAAAGAAGUCUGAGAUUGUAGAAAUUCCAGCCACAUUCCACCGCCAAAUCAAAUCGGAUUCCAUGGCUGUGGAGGAAGCAAUUAUUCGGGAGAAGUAUAAGGACAGUUCAGAAGAUGUGGACAAAACAGCAGUCUCAAUUAAGACUCAGGAAAUUGAGUUAAAUAAGACAUUUGCACAAAAAGAUCUCUCCAAGUGUUUAGGGAUUCAAACAAAAGAAUGUUUGAAAAUGCCAGCGAAAGAAGGUCAGCUAGAAGCUAACUGGUCCGCAGAAAAUAAAAUAAACACCAGCAAAGAAUCUACAUAUAACACAAAACAGCCUGGCCAAGAAACAAAACGCCCAGAGUUAGAGAAAGAAAAAGCAACCAAACAAGAGGAUAUACCAGAUUUUAACAUAAGUGUUGUGAAAAACACUUUUGAAACGGAUGAGCAAAGUUCCUCUAUCAAAGGCCGAAAAAACAAACAGGAGGAGCAGGCGUCAAGAGUGAAGGAAAUCACAUCUGAAAGUUCAAAGCACGAGCCUCAGCACACAUUCCCUCAGAGCUCCCAGCAGACCUCUCCUCUGCCUCUGCGCAAAGAAACAACGCUGGAAAAGUCGGUCGAUCCGCCUGGAUUUUCACAGACACAAACCAUUACAGAGCAUUACUCUGCUGUCCAUGAUUCUGGCACGAGGAUAACAGAAACGAGAAGCUCCACGACCAUAUCUAAGCAUUCAGAAAAUGUUGUCUCGCAGAGUGUUCCAAUCUCUUACGCCGAUGCAGUAAAGAAAAAAGCCCCAGAGGCGAAGGUUUCCCCUGAGGCGUCAGCUGAAGAACUGAUGAAAAAAUUCCACAAGAUGUGGACCGACAGUGAGACUGUGUUUAAAAGCCUUGGCUGCAGCGUCUCAGAUCAGAGUUCCCAAGUCGGAGCUGUGCACAGUGUGUCGGAGGAGAGUGUACCCCAUGGAGAGUCUGAUAGCAGACAAAAAGAUGUUCCAUAAAGCCUGUUUUUCCUGUGAAUACUGCAAAAACAAAUUGAGCCUUGGAAACUAUGUCUCUCUCCAUGGACAUUUGUACUGCCUGCCCCAUUAUAAACAACUCUUCAAAUCCAAAGGAAAUUUUGAUGAAGAAUUUGGAUCACAGAAGGAAGGAUUCGACUGGAGGAGUUCCCUUUCACGAAGCAGCAUCACUUCUGUCUCAGACACGUUUGAUAAAGCUGAUCAAAACCCCAAGAAAGUUAAUAAAAAUUUAGCGUGGCCCCCACAAACAGACUCACAGAAGAAGCCCUUGGUCGUUGACCUGGGUGUUCAGUUAGUAAAACCAGAGUGGCCUCCGAAAUGUGAAAGUUUGAAGUCUUCAAAACAACAACGACAUAAAGCAUCACAGAGGAGUACACUUAAAUAAGACGUUUAUGUAUAAUGGGUGCUUGAGACGGAAAGACUGCACAUAUAUAUUGAAAUCCUAAAAACAUAACAAAACAACCCAAGGAAAUGCACAGUGUGAAUUAUUAAGAGAGUAAAUCAUGGGUGAUAGCAUCGAGGACAAGGCAAUAAUCUUCAGUUUGAGGAUUUAGAAAUGGUGAUAAAAGAAAGACUGAAUGUGGACAAAAAAGAAAACUGAAAGAUAUUGACAGAGUGUAAAAAGUGAGAUGGAAAGGCAGGUACUUAAUGAUGGAUUGUGUCUUGCAUACUGAUGAUGUAAAAGAAAUGAAAUAAAGUAUGUAGGAUGUUUGUAUGUAAGACAAUGUGAAUGAUUGAAAGAAAAAUCUUGGUGACUUGGUGCCAUAUUUAUUUUGUGCCAGUUUUUGUUUGAGAGUUUAUGUAGGUUGUUUUGUUAUG
Messenger RNA from Trichomycterus rosablanca, 10763 nucleotides. It is a transcript of the gene xirp2b, whose product is annotated as xin actin binding repeat containing 2b. The record is from RefSeq and is a predicted model, not a curated record. Gene Ontology annotation, molecular function: actin filament binding. Gene Ontology annotation, biological process: actin cytoskeleton organization; actin filament organization. Gene Ontology annotation, cellular component: focal adhesion; stress fiber. The transcript has 8 exons. Lineage: Eukaryota; Metazoa; Chordata; Actinopteri; Siluriformes; Trichomycteridae. Bases 225 to 9926 code for a protein of 3233 amino acids.